AUGCCCGGCAAGACACCUCAUACGAACGGGGAUAAGAAGCUCGAGAACGGUAUCACUGGUAGCAAGGACGUCGAGAUGACGGAUGAUGCGCCAGCUGCUCUCAAGGGUGGAAAGGGGAAGAAGGUCAAGGAGGGCGAGGAAGAAAUGACUGUUGUCGUUCCGCCUUCCAAGGGCUCGAAGCUCUCUGCUCCUCCUCCGAAAGACACCGAUGGAGACGUAGCGAUGGAUGAGACCGACGAGCUUGAGGGUGAGGAUCUUGCUGUCAAGGUCGAUCCGGUAACGAAGGCCGUGGCAGACAUCAAGAGCAACUUCCCACAAUUGGAGCGCGCUGUUACGCUGUUCGAUGCCAGAUUCUCCCUCCGAGCUCUCAGAUCUGUUUCGUCCAUCCGCAAACGCCUCACACCUGACAUUCUGGCGCAAGUCAUCACCGAGACCUACCCGUCCGCCAGCCCUAUUGCAAAGUCCUUACUGCUCGCCCUUGGGAGAGAAAAUGCUGCAUGCACAAAGCCAGAUUCGCCCGAGGUGGAGAUCGACAGCGAUGCGAAGAAGGGUGGCAUCAAGAAGGAGCAGAAGGAGAUCAUCCCUGAAAUCGACAUCUUCCUCGGAAUCCUGAUCCAAAUCUACUUUCUGGAUAACAAGGUCCAUACCAAGGGUGCUGAGUUCUCUGCCAAUCUUGCUGCGCGGAUACACACUUUGAACCGUCGGACUUUGGACUCGCUCACGGCCCGUGUCUACUUUUACUACUCGUUAUUCUGCGAAGAGAUGCUCCCCGCCCCUCCUUCUCCAUCAUCGCCCGUCGUAGCUCUCCGACCAACCCUGCUCUCUGCCCUCCGAACCGCGGUCCUGCGGAAGGAUAUCGACACGCAGUCCACGGUCAUCGUGCUCCUGUUAAGAAACUACCUCUCGACGUUCCAUAUUGCCCAGGCUGACCUUCUCUUGUCACAUACCCAGUUCCCUGAGACUGCGUCGAAUAACCAGGUUGCUCGGUAUUUGUACUACCAGGGUCGCAUUCGGGCCAUUCAAUUGCGUUACACCGAGGCUCACGAGUAUCUGAUCGCUGCCACCCGCAAGGCUCCUACGAGUCCCAGUGCUGCAGGCUUCGCGCAAACCGCGCAGAAGUUACUGCUUGUGGUCCAGCUGCUGAUGGGAGACAUUCCCGAGCGUGCCACUUUCCGGGUCGCCAGCACAGAGCGUGCCCUCCAGCCAUAUCUGAUGCUUGUGCAAGCCGUCCGCGUGGGUCUGCUGGGCGAGUUCGAGACUGUCAUCAAGCAACACGCAGGGACCUUCAGACGCGAUGGCACCUACACUCUUAUCCUUCGUCUCCGCCAAAACGUCAUCAAGACAGGCAUCCGUAUGAUGUCUCUCUCCUACUCCCGAAUCUCUCUCCGCGACAUCUGCAUACGCCUGAAGUUGGACAGCGAGGAGUCUGCGGAGUACAUCGUGGCCAAGGCUAUUCGGGAUGGUGUCAUAGAGGCUUCGCUGGAUCGCGAGAGGGGAUUCAUGAAGAGCAAGGAGGUGGGUGAUGUUUAUGCCACGCGAGAGCCGGGAGUGGCGUUCCACGAACGCAUCCGCGCUUGUCUCACGCUUCACGAUGAGAGUGUCAAGGCCAUGCGCUUCCCCAUGAACCAACACAGACUAGAGCUCAAGAAUGCCCAAGAAGCACGCGAGCGCGAGCGCGAGAUGGCCAAGGAGAUCCAGGACGGCGAUUUAGACGAGGACGAUCUGGGCGGGGAGUUUGAGGGCUUGUAG
Molecule: messenger RNA, 1749 nt
Organism: Drepanopeziza brunnea f. sp. 'multigermtubi' MB_m1
Lineage: Eukaryota; Fungi; Ascomycota; Leotiomycetes; Helotiales; Drepanopezizaceae
Biological process (GO): ubiquitin-dependent protein catabolic process; regulation of protein catabolic process
Cellular component (GO): proteasome complex; proteasome regulatory particle, lid subcomplex
Molecular function (GO): enzyme regulator activity
Source: RefSeq, a predicted model, not a curated record